Molecule: messenger RNA, 765 nt
Organism: Vigna umbellata (rice bean)
Lineage: Eukaryota; Viridiplantae; Streptophyta; Magnoliopsida; Fabales; Fabaceae
Source: RefSeq, a predicted model, not a curated record
UUCCAUGGUGAUGUGACUGUGGAAGAAGAUGUUUCCCAUGCAGUGGACUUCACAGUGGAUAGAUUCGGCACCCUUGACAUCAUAGUCAACAAUGCGGGAAUUUCUGGAUCACCCAGUCCUGACAUACGCGAGGCAGACUUAUUAGAAUUCGACAAGGUGUUCAGUGUGAAUGUGAAGGGAGUGUUCCACGGGAUGAAACAUGCUGCCAGAAUCAUGAUCCCAAAUAAGAAGGGCUCCAUUGUUUCAUUAGCCAGUGUAGCAAGUGUCAUUGGUGGCCUUGGACCACAUGCAUACACAGGAUCAAAACAUGCUGUUCUGGGGCUCACAAAGAAUGUUGCAGCUGAAUUGGGAAAACAUGGCAUAAGAGUGAAUUGUGUGUCACCUUAUGGUGUUGCAACAGCAUUGUCUAUGGCCCAUUUGGCUGAAGAAGAAAGAACUGAGGAUGCUUUGGCUGGUUUUCGUGAUUUUACAGGGAGAAUGGGAAACUUGCAGGGUGUAGAGUUAACUACUAAUGAUGUGGCUAAUGCUGUGUUAUUCCUUGCAAGUGAUGAUGCGAGAUAUAUAAGUGGAGACAAUCUCAUGGUUGAUGGAGGCUUCACCAGUGUAAAUCACACACUUAAAGUUUUUAGAUGAUUAGUGCUGUUUUAUUUUAUGUAUGUUAAUGUACUAAGUUUAAGACAUUGCAAUCAUAAUGUCUGUCACAAGGAUUUUCAGUUAACACUCAAAUAAUGUCAAAAAUAUCUGAAAAUGGGUUUGUUUGGAUUA